UAAAACCCACAGCUUGAUAGUAAAGCAGCUGCCUUUUUCUUUGUUUUGUUUUUUGCAUUUCCACUCUUUUUGCAGUCUCCCGAAAGCUGCGAAGAUAGAUUCGGAUCGUAAGAGGAAGAAAGCUUCGAUCUCGUCAGCAGAUCGAACAGAGGCGGCGGAGAAACAGAAAGGCAAGAACCCAACAACCACCAGCAACCACCACCACCAAAGCCACCACCACAGGAAGAAGAGCAAGAUGUCAUCAUCGACGGCGGCAAAUCAAGUGAGGGCAGCCCACAUACUGAUCAAGCACCAAGGCUCUCGCCGUAAGGCUUCCUGGAAGGAUCCAGAAGGUCGCGUCAUCUCCAACACCACUCGAGACGCUGCUGUCUCGCAGCUCAAAGCCCUCCGUGACGACAUCGUUUCGGGCAAGGCUAAGUUCGACGAGGUUGCAUCUCGCUACUCCGAUUGCAGCUCUGCUAAACGUGGCGGGGAUCUCGGUCCUUUUGGUCGAGGCCAGAUGCAGAAGCCAUUCGAGAAUGCAACAUAUGCUCUUAAAGUUGGUGAGAUAAGUGACAUUGUGGAUACUGAUAGCGGGGUUCACAUCAUCAUGAGAACCGGUUGAUUAUCAUCGCUGAUGAUGCCUGGAUAUAUCGAGCAAUUUAGUUCAGUGUAUUCAGAAAAUAUAUUCAAGAAUAUUCUGAAAUUGUUCUCGAUAAUGCCUAUGGCCAAUUUUAUUGAGUGCUACUUUACACUUUGACAGUGACCUAAACGCUUGCGAACAAUUUGGUUGCUUACAGCAUUUAAUUGCAGAACCAUUUUGGUUUAUGGUGUGAGACUGUUUGCUUGUUCAUAAUAAAAGCUUUUGGUUAAAAUA
Theobroma cacao (cacao) is the source of this 856-nucleotide messenger RNA. It is a transcript of the gene PIN1AT, whose product is annotated as peptidylprolyl cis/trans isomerase, NIMA-interacting 1. Gene Ontology annotation, molecular function: peptidyl-prolyl cis-trans isomerase activity. The record is from RefSeq and is a predicted model, not a curated record. NCBI's taxonomy places the organism in Eukaryota, Viridiplantae, Streptophyta, Magnoliopsida, Malvales, Malvaceae. Gene Ontology annotation, cellular component: nucleus; cytosol.